GUCAUGGAAAAAUGGAGCCCAUCGGAAAGUACACGCCCACUUGACAUAAAUAUGACACCAGCGCGCCUCCCACGCACGCACACAGAGGUACACUGUACCUAGGAAGUGACGGACAGCCCAGCCCGUUGCUAAAUCUACACAACAAUGAGCUAUCCAGGCUAUCCUCCCCAGGCUGGUGGAUACCCUCCUCAAGCAGGAGCAUACCCACCUGCAGCAGGCGGUUACCCUCCCCAACCUGGAAUGUACCCCCCGCAGGCGGGUGGAUAUCCUCCCCAAGCCGGUGCUUACCCACAACAGCCAGGUGCCUAUCCUGGUCAGCCAGGCGGUUACCCGGGCCAGCAGGGUGGUUACCCUGGUCAGCCUGGUGGUUACCCUGGCCAGCCGGGUGGCUACCCUGGUCAGCCAGGUGCCUUUCCUGGUGUCCCAUCAGGGGGUUGGGGUGCUUCCGGUACACCAGGAAUGCCUUCAAUUGGUCUUGAUAAUUUGCCAAAUCCUGGAUUCACUGCAGGCAAUCUCCCAGCAAUGGCCAAUCAGAUUGCCACUUCUGGUGGAUUUACUCCAAAUCCAUCCAUGUUCUCGCAAGGGCCUGGUGGCUAUCCUGCCCCCCAAGCCGGGGGCCCACCUGCCCCCUCCCCUAACCAACCCUAUGGCAUGUACCCUCAGCCAGGAGGAGGUAUGCCCCAAGGUCAAGGAAUGGGUUACCCUGGAGGGCCAGCCCCGGGCCAGCAGAUGCCAGGCCAGCAGAUGCCGGGACAGCAGAUGCCAGGCUACCCAAAUGCACCUUCACCCAAUCCGUCUAUGCCAGGUUACCCCAGCAACCCCUCACCCAACCCGUCUAUGCCUGCGUAUGGAGGAGGUUACGGAGGAGGCACACCAGCCGUUCCUGCAGUCAAUCGUGGAUUCAGAGGAUCGAUACCAGACUUCCCUGGUGCUGACCCACUAAAAGAUGCAGAGGUCCUUAGGAAGGCAAUGAAGGGCUUUGGCACCGAUGAACAAGCCAUCAUUAAUUUGCUUGGAAGUCGCUCAAACAAGCAACGUGUGCCUCUCUUGAUAUCAUACAAGACUGCUUAUGGAAAGGACUUGAUUAAGGAUCUGAAGUCUGAGCUUUCAGGGAACUUUGAGAAAGUGGUGCUGGCCAUGUUGAAGACUCCAGCUCAGUAUGAUGCAUACGAGCUCAAAGAGGCCAUCAAGGGGGCAGGAACAGAUGAGGCCUGUCUGAUUGAAAUCUUGUCCUCUCGCUCUAAUGCAGAGAUCCGAGAAAUCAAUCAAGUCUUCAAAACUGAGAAUAAGAAGUCACUAGAGGACGCCAUCCGAGGAGACACAUCUGGACACUUUCAAAGACUCCUGGUCGCUCUUUGUCAGGGUAAUCGAGAUGAGCGUGAUACUGUGGAUAUAUCAUUAGCUAAACAAGAUGCUCAGGCUCUGUAUCAAGCAGGAGAAGGUAAACUUGGCACAGAUGAGUCUAAGUUCAAUGCCAUACUGUGCGCCCGGAGCAAGCCUCACCUGAGAGCAGUAUUCAAUGAGUACCAGCAGAUGUGUGGUAGAGCCCUUGAGAAAAGCAUUGAGAGGGAAAUGUCUGGAGAUCUCGAGGGUGGAAUGCUGGCCGUCGUGAAAUGCAUUAAGAACACACCAGCCUACUUCGCCGAGAGACUCUACAAGGCCAUGAGGGGAGCGGGAACAAAGGAUCGAACUCUGAUCCGCAUCAUGGUUACUCGCUCUGAGGUCGACAUGCUGGACAUUCGUCAGGAAUACAUGAAGCUGUAUGGGAAAUCGCUCUAUACAGCCAUAUCAGGAGACACCUCAGGGGACUACAAAAAAAUACUGCUGAAGCUAUGCGGUGGAAGCGAUUGAGAGCUCUGCAGGCCACAGAAGACAUGAAGCCACCAUUUAUACACACGAUACACAUAACUCUAAUAUGCACUUAUUACAUACCUGCAUGUUUUAUCUACUCCGUGCUGAUAUGCUGCACAUUACUUCAUGCUGUUUUUUAAUACUACAUUUUUAUUUUAAGGGUAUCCUUAUCUCUUUAUGUGCCUUCUAUGCUGAAAACGGUGACUUAGCCAAUGAUUGAAAUAUAGAAAAUUUGCAUAUAUAUUUUAUAUAUUCGUUGUAUCCAAAUAUAUUUUGUUUGCAAGCUAAUAUCAAGACACAUUUUGUUAUUAGUAUUGUGUACACAUCUGAAUACCAAGUUAUUACAAUAAUGUAUUAGUACUUUGCAGAUGGGGAAAAUGUGCCAUAAUUUGAAGUUUAGUUGUUAGCCAAAGAUGAAUGUGCAUUAAUUUGUGUCUGUUUCAUAGUAAAAGCAUUACAUGUAUGAAUCCAGCCAGCCAUAAACUUCUUUUGUUGCAGCCAUAAUGAUUGUCAACCAGCUGUUUAUUAAAGCAAAAAGUAAUAAUG
This is a messenger RNA of Paramisgurnus dabryanus, 2397 nucleotides long. It is a transcript of the gene anxa11a, whose product is annotated as annexin A11a. Gene Ontology annotation, cellular component: plasma membrane; vesicle membrane; nucleus. The record is from RefSeq and is a predicted model, not a curated record. Gene Ontology annotation, molecular function: phosphatidylserine binding; calcium-dependent phospholipid binding; calcium ion binding. Lineage: Eukaryota; Metazoa; Chordata; Actinopteri; Cypriniformes; Cobitidae. Gene Ontology annotation, biological process: phagocytosis; cytokinetic process.